Molecule: messenger RNA, 682 nt
Organism: Parus major (Great Tit)
Lineage: Eukaryota; Metazoa; Chordata; Aves; Passeriformes; Paridae
Gene: SELENBP1
Product: selenium binding protein 1
Exons: 4
Coding region: 25-522 (165 amino acids)
Molecular function (GO): selenium binding
Source: RefSeq, a predicted model, not a curated record
CCCCCGUCCCUCACACUUGGCGGGAUGCUGAGGAGGAGGAUGAAGAUGACGAUGAUGAAGAAGAAGGAAUUAUCCCUGCCUCUUCUCGCCCUCUGUACGUUGUGCCGGGGGGCGGCUCCGUGCUUGCCGGAAGGAAUUCCAGGCUGGAAUUUCAAGGUUGAAAAUCAGAAUUUUUCCCCACUUUCUCCACCUUGGAAGAAUCAGGUUCCAACAUCUGGGAAAGAAUCCAUCAAAACAGGAGCGGGAAGAUGCGGAACGUGCGGGCCGGGCUAUCCCAGCCCCCUGGAGGCCAUGAAAGGGCCCCGGGAGCGGCUGCUGUACCUGCCCUGCAUCUACCGGAACACCGGGAUCAACAUUCCCGAUUUCCUGGCCACCGUGGACGUGGAUCCACAAUCGCCGCAGUACUGCCAGGUGAGGCUGCCCGGAGAACCCCGGGAAAUCGGGGGGAAUCCUGGGGAAUCUGGGAAAAUCCAGGAGAAUCCAUGGAUGUGGAUCCCAAAGCGCCGCGGUGCUGCCAGGUGAGGAUGCCCGGAGAAUCCAGGGGGAAUCCGGGGGAAUUUGGGAUCCCAAAUCCAUGAGAAUCUUGGGGAGAAUCUGAGAGAACUCAGGAGAAUCUGGGAUCCAAAAUCCAGGAGAAUCAGGGAGAAUCCAGGAGAAUCUGGGGGAAUCCUGGAGAAUCCAG